Molecule: messenger RNA, 1855 nt
Organism: Malus domestica (apple)
Lineage: Eukaryota; Viridiplantae; Streptophyta; Magnoliopsida; Rosales; Rosaceae
Product: probable folate-biopterin transporter 4
Cellular component (GO): membrane
Source: RefSeq, a predicted model, not a curated record
GUCCAUCGGACAAAUUAACGCCGAAAGGAAAACCGUUGGAAGACUCCAAAGAAGAAACCGAAAAAACAUUGAGUUGUCUGCGUUCGAUAGACAAACGCAGAAUAAGCUCGAACUCAAAGCUCCCAGAGAAAAAAUGAUACAAUGGCUGACGAGGUUGAGAGCUGCAUUUGGCGCCUCGUUCAUCUGGCUCGUUUGCUUGAUUUACUUCACCCAGGGUUUCAGAUCCUUUGUAUGGACGGCAGUGUCUUACCAGCUGAAAGAUAGGCUUAAGUUGUCUCCAUCGUCUUCCCAGUUCGCGUUUUCGAUAGCUUUCUUUCCAUGGAGCGUUAAACCGCUAUACGGAAUUGUGUCUGAUUGUAUUCCAAUAAAAGGAAGAAAAAGGGUUCCCUACUUAGUGAUUGCAACUGUGCUCUCUCUUGUGCCAUGGCUUGUUCUUGGCCUGAAUGCGACAUUGAGGAAUUCCAGUUGGCAACUCAUGACCUUCUUAACAGUCCAGAACCUGGGCUCAGCGAUGGCAGAUGUAGUAGUUGAUGCAAUGAUUGCUGAGGCAGUAAGACAUGAAAAGGCCUCAUUUGCUGGAGACCUCCAGUCGAUAUCAUGGUUUGCAAUGGCUUUUGGUGGCAUAUGCGGGAGUUUAUUAGGAGGAUAUGCACUGACCAACUUACAGAUACACACAAUUUUUCUGCUUUUUUCUGUUCUACCAUCCAUACAGUUGUUGUCAUGUGGCUUGGUUGAGGAGAAAUCUGUAGAUAGUAAAGUUUUGCUUGAAUCUUCUGAUUCAAGAAGCUCCGAUGGAGCGAAUGGGAAUAGUAGUUUUCUGGAUGAUGAUAAUUUCUCAGAGAAAUCCAAUACCACCAUGUCAAGGAGGAAGAAGAGCAAUAAGGGCAAGCAAAAGAAAUCAGUUUCUGGUAAACUCGAGUUUGCUGGAAAAGAAGACUCAUUGGCUUCACGGUGGUUUCACUCUCUCAAAGCAGCCACUUAUAGUUUGUGCCACGCAUUUAAACAACCACUAAUUUUGAGACCAAUGGCUUGGUUUUUCCUAGCACACGUUUCCAUUCCGAACCUCUCGACUGUUAUGUUUUAUUAUCAGACAGAGUAUUUGAGCUUGGAUGCAUCCUUUUUGGGCACUGCACGUGUUGUGGGAUGGUUAGGCCUCAUGCUUGGAACCUUUGUCUAUAAUCGUUACUUAAAGACGAUGAAAUUAAGAAGAAUACUGAUGUUGUCUCAUCUUGGUUUGUCGAUCUUGACACUCCUAGAUCUGGUUUUAGUCACUCGAGUAAAUCUUUCAUACGGAAUAUCGGACAAAAUUAUGGUUCUUUUUGGCUCAGCUCUCAGUGACGCGAUCAAUCAAUUCAAGUUUAUGCCGUUCCUGAUCUUAUCUGGGCAGCUAUGCCCACCGGGAAUUGAAGGGACUCUGUUUGCCCUCUUUAUGUCAAUAAACAACUUAGGAUCUACGUUGGGGUCAUUUGUCGGCGCUGGCGUUGCAUCAGUUCUGAACAUCUCUUCAGGUUCUUUUGACAACCUUCCUUUGGGAAUUGCCAUUCAAAUUCUCUGCACUUUCAUCCCGAUUGGCUUUCUGUUUUUGAUACCAAAGGAAGCUACAGGGUUAUCGGCGUAGGUUCAAAUUUGUCAUUUGUCUAAUACGGUAGAGGAUUUCAUAGUUAGUGAAAAAGAAUCGAAUAUAUAUCUUUUGCGAGAUCUUCUCGAAUUGAGAGUUCUUUACAGAUGCACACUGGAUUUUGAAGUUGUAGAUACUUGUGAAUGACACAAUUCCAAUUUACUACGCGGAAUUUAUAUAUAUGUGAAAAAAUCAAGAUAUGACGAUUAAAACAUCUAGAGUACCGUCUACUCCGGA